Molecule: messenger RNA, 521 nt
Organism: Racocetra fulgida
Lineage: Eukaryota; Fungi; Glomeromycota; Glomeromycetes; Diversisporales; Gigasporaceae
Source: the annotation of a GenBank genome assembly
AAGCACCUCAGUUGAAUGAUGAUUUAGCGGCUGUUAGUCUUGAUGAUAAUUUAGUAGCUGUUAGUCUUGAUGAUGAUUUAGCGGCUGUUAGUUUUGAUGAUGAUUUAGCAGCUGUUAGUCUUGAUGAUGAUUUAGCAACUGUUAGUCUUGAUGAUGAAUUAGUAGUUGCUAGUUAUGAAAAUAAUAAAAAAGAUGAUGAAUACACUAACUCUCAAGAAAAGCUCUAUAAAGGAAGGAUAUUUCAAAGUUGGGAUGAAGCAUAUGAUACAAUAAAAUUGUAUGCAUGGCAGAAAGAGUUUGGCUUAAGAAAAGGUCACAUUGAGAAGACUUUUGAUGGUGCUACUCGUAAACGAACGAUGCUUUGUAAACAUAAAUUUUUAAAUGAUAGUGAACUUACACAAGAAAUGAUCAAAUGGGUAGAAUUUUAUAUGAAUGUUGUUAAACUGAAACCAUUACAGAUUCAAAGAGCUACACAAAAAGAAUUUCCUGAUCGUAAGAUUUACUUUUCUGAAAUCCAUAAG